CUAGCUCAUGACAUAGGAGGGCUAUCUUUGCAAGCACGGUAUAGCUUGCUUUUGACACGAUUGUUACUGCAUAAGCUUUACUGCACCGUUUCCGUCUGCUUCGUGCCUAAUUGUAAUAAGUAGGCGAACGCGUGUUUAGUUGUGUCCCUCGCAAGUGUUCCUCCUUUUUUUCGGAUCUAGAAGCUCACAGUACUUGGAUAGCCACUGCGAAGGCUCCUUACGCUAGCCAGCCGCACAGGAGCGUGUUAUAGAAGGAGCUCUGGGCCGAGAGGCCCUUGCUUGGGUGUAACCAUGAUACAUUUUGUAAUCCUUAUGAGUCGCCAAGGCAAGGUGCGCCUGGCGAAAUGGUACUCGACGUAUAACAUGAAGGAACGCGCUCGCGUCGUGAAGGAGAUCACGCCCAUGAUUCUCGCCCGGCCCCUUAAGCUGUGCAACUUCCUUGACUGGAAGAACAUUAAGCUGGUGUACAAGCGCUAUGCGAGCUUGUAUUUCGUGUGCGGCGUGGAUGUGGGCGACAACGAGCUCAUAACCCUGGAAAUCAUCCACGAGUUCGUGGAGGUCCUGGAUCGCUACUUUCAAAACGUGUGCGAGCUGGAUCUCAUUUUCAAUUUCCAUAAGGCCUACUACAUCCUGGACGAGCUGCUGGUGGCGGGCGAGCUCCAGGAGCCGAGCAAGAAGGCCAUCCACAAGCACAUCCAGGACCAAGACCAGCUGGUGGAGAACGCCAAGAACGGGAUUGGGGAGGAGGGGCAGCCGCGGUAGGCGAGACGGGGAGGAGGGGCAGUCGCGGUAGGCGAGACGGGGAGGAGGGGCAGCCGCGGGGGGAAGAGAACAAGGAAGUUGACCAUACUGCGGUAGAGGAGAGGAGGGAGAUAAGAGCCGGGAAGGGCAUAUUGGUAAUAGCAGUAGAGGAGGCCAUGUGCGGGAGGAAGAGGAAGAGGGGUACAGCUGAGGUUGGGGCGGGGAUGAAAGGAAGGUAGUAAGGGGCAACACCUGCGCGCAUGGAGUCCCUAGGAACUGGUUGCUAGCUUGCCAUUAUUUGGGUUGGAGAAGACGAAGACGAUGAACAACCAGGGCCCUCGGAUGAGGACAGUACCCUAGCUGGGAGGUAGGUUAGGGAGCUGGUGCACGGUUCGCGGGUUGCAUGUGAGAGGGUACCGGUAUGGCAGCUUGUGUUCACACCAGGAAGGGGCAGGGAUCACGCAGCGACGAGUGGAUUCUAGUUACAGUAGCAGGAAUGUACGACUUGUGUUAACAUUGCGGAGGAUAGCCGUGCGUAACCCGGCGGCCAAAAGCUGUGCAACGACACGUGCUGUAACGGUUGCUGCUCUGCCGGUGACCCAUGGGCUGCAAAGGGG
Astrephomene gubernaculifera is the source of this 1358-nucleotide messenger RNA. The record is from the annotation of a GenBank genome assembly. NCBI's taxonomy places the organism in Eukaryota, Viridiplantae, Chlorophyta, Chlorophyceae, Chlamydomonadales, Astrephomenaceae.